UCAAGGUACAGAGUUUUUAACAAGUCAUUCACGCCCAAGACUGAGGGAAGCGAGAGACUGAUCAAGAAAGUGGGGACACGAGCCACUCUGAACUGCAGUAGUACGAGCUCCCAGCAAGCAGUCAAAUUUAUGUGGUGGAAGUACAGAUCAGAUGGUCAGUACGAGAGUUUGCCCGAGAGGAGAAGUCAGAUGACCUUGGAAGCUGUGGCUGUAAAAGACGUGGGCUGGUACGGAUGUGAAGUGACGAGCUCCAACACAAACAGCCAAUAUUCAUGGACGGAGCGGCAGGUUUUCUCCUUUCUACGGGCCCAGUCAGAGCUCCGUGCCACCGUGCCGGCCACCCUGGGCUGCAGCGUGGACGCCAUGGUCCCCAUGGACUCUGUCACCGUCCGCUGGGUCUUGGACGACGUCGUCAAGUGGACAAACUCAACCUCCCGGAGUCAAUCUCCAGACGGGACGUUCACCGUGACGAGCCGGCUCAGCUUCACCCCGACAGCCGAGGACGAUGGAAGGAAAUGUCGCUGUGAAGCCUCGGGAGGCGACCUGGCCUCAACGAUGGUCCAAGAAUUCAUCCUGGACGUGAAGUAUGCACCGGUGGUGGUGAACCUGUCUCAGGACGAGACGUGUGGGGGUGACCUCUGCAUCCUCUGUGAGGUGAAGGCGAAUCCUCAUGCCACCAUCACCUGGAUGACUAUGGAGAGUGAUGCGUCAGAAUUGAUCCAGACCCAGCGUGGGGAUGGAACCCUGACUCGGAGCUCCUUAGUCAUGAAGCGAUCACAGGAACAGAAUGUGACCUGUCUGGCGGCAAACAAGGUUGGCGAGACCGAGGCCGUGUUUCACAUUAAAGGCGGCGCGGGCUCUGGCUGCUGGUGCGUCCUCUCCCUCCUGGCGCCGGUGGUCGCCUGGACGGCCGUAGGGCUUUGUCUGCUGCUGCUGUGGCGAGGGGCGGGCGAGGUAACGGUGCAGCUGCCUCCAUCGUGUCUGAGUGUGGCGACUGCCGCCCCUCUCCCCAACUCCAACCUCUCUGUAACCUUCCGCUGCUACCUGUUUGUGGGUGGCGCUGGCGCCCAUGACAAGGCUCGGCCCGUCCAUGGCACGGACACGGAGGGCAUUCGCAUGGAAGUGGCAACUCCAGCCACGGACCUCCGUUCAUCACCAGAUUAG
Molecule: messenger RNA, 1164 nt
Organism: Lethenteron reissneri (Far Eastern brook lamprey)
Lineage: Eukaryota; Metazoa; Chordata; Hyperoartia; Petromyzontiformes; Petromyzontidae
Product: myelin-associated glycoprotein-like
Biological process (GO): cell-cell adhesion
Cellular component (GO): plasma membrane; cell-cell junction
Molecular function (GO): cell adhesion molecule binding
Source: RefSeq, a predicted model, not a curated record